Messenger RNA from Cutaneotrichosporon oleaginosum, 990 nucleotides. RefSeq lists its product as uncharacterized. Gene Ontology annotation, cellular component: cytosol. Gene Ontology annotation, molecular function: aldose reductase (NADPH) activity. Lineage: Eukaryota; Fungi; Basidiomycota; Tremellomycetes; Trichosporonales; Trichosporonaceae. The record is from RefSeq and is a predicted model, not a curated record.
AUGCCCACUACCGAGUUCACCCUCAGCGACGGCCGCAAGCUCCCCGCCAUCGGUCUCGGCACUUGGCAGUCGCCCAAGGGCGAAGUCGCCAAGGCCGUUGAGCACGCUCUCAAGAACGGGUAUAAGCACAUCGACUGCGCCUGGGCCUACGGGAACGAGGCCGAGGUCGGUGAGGGCAUCAAGAAGGCUGGCCUUCCCCGCGACCAGUUCUGGAUCACCUCCAAGCUCUUCGAGCUCCACCACCACCCGGAGCACGUUUCGCUCGCCAUUAAGGACACACUCAAGAAUCUCGGCCUUGAGUACCUCGAUCUCUACCUCCUCCACUGGAACAUCAACUGGCAGGUUGAUGCGCCCGAGGGCGUCCUUCCCACUAGAGAGCACACUGUCAAGUCGGAGAAGUCGGGCAAGGUCCUCCUCGACGUCGAGCUCUCGGAUGACAUCAUGCCGACCUGGCGCGAGAUGGAGAAGCUCGUUGACCAGGGCCUCGUCAAGUCGAUCGGUGUGUCUAACCUGAACAUCCACCGUGUCAAGAAGCUUCUCAAGGAGGCGCGCAUCAAGCCGGUGACCAACCAGGUGGAACUUUCAAUCCAGUGCCCACAGUUCGAGCUCGUCGACUGGCUCCACAAGCAGAACAUUCAGCCGCAGGGCUACUCGCCUCUCGGCGGCGCGGGCGGCUCUGCGCUCCGCGAGAACCCCGAAAUCAAGAAGAUUGCCGAUAAGCACAACGUCGGGGUCACGACCAUCAUGCUCUCGUGGCUCGUUAAGCGCGGCAUCAACCCCCUGCCGAAGAGCUGCACGCCUGAGCGCAUUGACCAGAACCUCAAGAUCAUCGACCUCACCGACGACGAGUUUGAGGCCGUCAACAAGAUCGCGCGCUCUGUGCCCCACAAGCGCGUCUGCGACCAGUCGCACGACUUCGAGCCCUACUACGACAUCUACCAGGAGAACGACCCAGAGUACAACGACAAGGUCCAGGCCCAGAAGCCCUAG